Cladophialophora immunda is the source of this 651-nucleotide messenger RNA. RefSeq lists its product as uncharacterized. The record is from RefSeq and is a predicted model, not a curated record. Lineage: Eukaryota; Fungi; Ascomycota; Eurotiomycetes; Chaetothyriales; Herpotrichiellaceae. Bases 1 to 651 code for a protein of 216 amino acids. The transcript has a single exon.
AUGGGUCGCGCCAGCAUCGUUCUGUGUGUUGAGGUCAAAUCUGAUGUCGAGUCGGAGCGGCUUCAACAGUGGGUGCAAAAUCUUCAGCAGGCCAUUCCAACUUGCACCUCCGUGUUCAGACUUCACGCCAGCGACAAGCACGAUUCCUUGAAACCGUAUAGAGACCAGUAUUUAAUCAAUCUGGAGGAUCCGGAAGCACUUACACAAGCCACGAUCGAACGACUUAUAUCUGAAGCAUCGACGCUGUUCUCUUCGUCGGAUUGGAACAUUUAUCACGAAAUUGCCCGGCGUUCAAGACCUGGGAUAGACAACAACGAAUAUCCACCAAUAGGAACAGAAUACGUGCAAGUUGGCAUGGAUCCUACCCUCGGCAGCACUCAAGACUAUCUCGAUUGGUUUGAACAGGAACACCAAGGCAUGCUCGCUAAAGUUCCCGGUUGGCGUGGCACUCGAAGAUAUAGGUUGGCUUCAAGGUACGGGAGCGGGAGAGAACAUGCAGCCCUGUUCGUCUCGGCCAGCGAAUACGACGUUGAGAACGGCUUGGGAGGUCCCAUCUGGCAAGCCUCUAUCGACACUCCAUGGACGGAGAGAGUGAGAGACAAUCUGGCUCAGGCAUAUCACCGGCGCACUUGGAAAUUCUUGCCACUAUAG